GUGGCCUAACUGUAGGCCCAAGUGGGUUGUCUGCCUUAUUAUUUAGUAUUUACUAUUCGAGUUGUUUCAUAUUUGUAAAUUUCUAAUUGAUUUUGAGAUUAUCAUGAAACAAAGAUCAACGUUAAUUCAUGGGUAGAGUUCAGUGAUAUGACUUAAUUAAUAACCUCGAAACAUUUGAAUAUCAAACCGCUUUGAAAAACCCAAGGUUUUAUUGUACUAAUCCAGUUAUGGCGAUAUUGCAUCGGGCUCUUUUUACUUGGUUUAUUUUCUUAGUAUUUUUAAUACUACUAUGUUUACGGCUAGAAUCAAGAACACAUUGGAAUUGGUUCAUUGUCUUUAUUCCUAUGUGGGUUUAUGAUAGCAUUUUAUUAAUAUAUGUUAUCUUCCACAUGGUAUCUCACUGUAGGAACGGCAUCGAAAGAUUUCGUGGAACAAUAAACAAAAAUGUUUGGUACAUUACUGCCAUAGGACUAAAAAUGGCUGCUCAAAUUAUUAUAUGUAUUAAACUAGAAUAUACGAAAGUAAAUCUUCCAAUCUAUGUUGUAAUGACACCUAUCUGGAUGCUGCUGCCCGUUCUGUGUGUGGAGGUUUUCAUGCACCUACUAAAAAAUCCAAGUAGAAGUAGUAGAUACUAAGUUUAUCUACUUUCUAUUUCUGAGGACAACUGGUAUGAAAUUAUUAAUAAUGACCAUGUGACUUUGAGAUAAUUUUAAACUUGGCAGAGAUCCAUUGACAUCAGUAAGAUGUUUGCACAAGUUUUGGUUAUUUGUGGUGAUAUAACUAUACCAAAUAAGUGAUUUCAUUUGGAUUAAAUGCCAUCAAUCAUGAGUAAUCUCCCUGAUGUGAAGUCAAGUAUGAUUACAGAAGUACCUGUAGGAAGUACUGCAAUUUUGAACUGCAAUAGCAAUGACUAUGAACAUAAUUUUAUGUUCUGGCUGUUUGACAAAAGUACAGUAAUUGGUCCAGGGAAUAAUCACGAUGAAAAGAAGUUCAAAUAUGAAGUUUUAUCAGGACGGCUUCACAUUGAU
Molecule: messenger RNA, 1028 nt
Organism: Pieris napi
Lineage: Eukaryota; Metazoa; Arthropoda; Insecta; Lepidoptera; Pieridae
Product: transmembrane protein 60
Exons: 1
Coding region: 228-635 (135 amino acids)
Source: RefSeq, a predicted model, not a curated record